CGUGAGGCUCGCAGGGAGUAUCUGGAGCGCCACGUGCCUGGGGCCUCCUUCUUUGAUAUCGAAGAGUGCCAGGACACGUCUUCACCCUACGAAAUGAUGCUGCCCGGUGAGGCGCGCUUCGCCGACUAUGUGGGCGGCCUGGGCAUCAGCAACAGUACACACGUGGUGGUGUAUGAUGGUGACCACCUGGGCUCCUUCUAUGCGCCCAGGGCCUGGUGGAUGUUCCGUGUGUUUGGCCAUCGCACCGUGUCCGUGCUCAAUGGUGGCUUCCGGAACUGGCUGAAGGAGGGCCACCCAGUAACAUCGGAGCCUUCACGCCCAGAGCCGGCCAUCUUCAAAGCCAAACUGGACCGUUCCCUGCUCAAGACCUACGAGCAGGUGCUGGAGAACCUCAAAUCUAAGAGGUUCCAGCUGGUGGAUUCACGGUCCCAAGGGCGCUACCUGGGCACUGAGCCAGAGCCGGAUGCAGUAGGACUGGACUCAGGGCACAUCCGUGGCGCCAUCAACAUGCCAUUCAUGAACUUCCUGACGGAAGAAGGCUUUGAGAAGAGUCCUGAGGAGCUCCGUGCCAUGUUUGAGGCCAAGAAGGUGGACCUCCAGCAGCCCCUCAUUGCCACCUGCCGAAAGGGUGUCACCGCCUGCCACAUUGCCCUGGCCGCCUACCUCUGCGGCAAGCCUGAUGUAGCUGUCUAUGACGGCUCCUGGUAUGAGUGGUUCCACCGGGCCCCCCCGGAGACGCGUAUGUCCCAGCGGAACGGUGAGAAGGCCUGAGCAGGGCCCCGUCUGUCACCUGCUGUAACUCUGGCAAGUUUAGUGGCCCCGGCAUGACCUGCAGCUAGUUUAUACUUCUCUGGUGAAGGAGAUUAAUCAGUUUUUAAAAUAGCUGU
Molecule: messenger RNA, 887 nt
Organism: Orycteropus afer afer
Lineage: Eukaryota; Metazoa; Chordata; Mammalia; Tubulidentata; Orycteropodidae
Product: thiosulfate sulfurtransferase
Biological process (GO): transsulfuration
Cellular component (GO): mitochondrion
Molecular function (GO): thiosulfate-cyanide sulfurtransferase activity
Source: RefSeq, a predicted model, not a curated record